Molecule: messenger RNA, 2558 nt
Organism: Heterocephalus glaber (naked mole-rat)
Lineage: Eukaryota; Metazoa; Chordata; Mammalia; Rodentia; Bathyergidae
Gene: Dll3
Product: delta like canonical Notch ligand 3
Biological process (GO): establishment or maintenance of epithelial cell apical/basal polarity; Notch signaling pathway; heterophilic cell-cell adhesion
Cellular component (GO): plasma membrane; protein-containing complex
Molecular function (GO): calcium ion binding
Source: RefSeq, a predicted model, not a curated record
UGCUCGCACACACUGCCUGCUACAGGCACUUGCACAAAGUCACAGGUUCAGAAGACUAUACACAGUGUUUGUUCCAGGAUGGCACAAAACACACGCACACAGGGGCAGCCACACAGCCGCACAAUCUCAGAAUGUCACACAGUCGUGAGGUCACCUUCACGUCUACUUGCCCACUCAGGUGCACAAACACAGCAUCUUAGAAUUAUUUACGACCUCACAAUUCCAGGCACGUGUUGAGCCACGUGCACAGCCCACUUAGAACCUGCUCCAGUAGCCCCUGCGCACAUCACACGCACACACCGAACGCUGAAAUCAUGUGCAAUCCAUCUCCCACACAUCCUACCGGACCCUAGCCCCACUUAGUCUUCUACAGCUACACACAGGGUCACAUGCUGGCUACACCGCGGCGCACACACACAAUCUCCAAGUUGCUCCCGCUCGGCCUACUUCCCGAGAUCCCCUCCCCUUGGUCCCCAGGAGCCAGGAGGCUGCCUGAAGGGGCGGGGCCGACCACUCAGAUAUAAGGCCCAGGAGCCAGCAGCUGUGACUCCUGAGACCCCUGAAAGGCCAUGGUCCGCCUGCGGAUGUCCCGGGUCCUGUCUCAGUCGGUGUUCCUGUUGCUCCUUCUCCUUCCCCAGGCACAUCCUGCCGGUGUCUUCGAGCUGCAGAUCCAUUCUUUUGGGCUAGGGCCGGGCCCAGGGCUCCCGCGGUCCCCCUGUAGCGCUCGGGGGUCCUGCCGCCUCUUCUUCAGGGUCUGUCUGAAGCCAGGGGUCUCCGAGGAGGCCGCGGAGUCCCCGUGCGCCCUGGGCGCAGCGCUGAGUGCGCGAGGACCCGUCUACACCGAGCAGCCCGGAGCGCCCGCGUCUGACCUGCCGCUGCCCGACCGCCUCAUGCGCGUGCCCUUCCGGGACGCCUGGCCGGGCACCUUCUCCCUCACCAUCGAGACCUGGCGGGAGGAGCUGGGAGAGCAGGUGGGAGAGCCGGCCUGGAGCCUGCUGGCGCGUGUGGCCGGCCGGCGGCGACUGGCAGCCGGGGCCCCGUGGGCCAGGGAUGUGCAGCGCGCAGGCGCCUGGGAGCUGCGCUUCUCCUACCGCGCCCGCUGCGAGCCGCCUGCCGUCGGGGCCGCAUGUGCUCGCCUGUGUCGCUCGCGCAACGCCCCCUCGCGGUGUGGCCUGGGACUACGACCUUGCCCGCCAUUCGAAGACCAGUGCGAGGACCCGCCCAUAUGCCUAGCUGGCUGCAGCCGGGAGCACGGCUUCUGUGAGCAGCCAGAUGAGUGCCAGUGCCUGGAGGGCUGGACUGGGCCCCUCUGCACUGUCCCUGUCUCAACCAGCAGCUGUCUUGGGCCCCGGGGCCCAUCCUCUGUCACCGCUGGAUGCCUCGCACCUGGGCCUGGACCUUGUGACGGGAACCCAUGUGCCAAUGGGGGCAGUUGCAGUGAGACGCCCGGCUCCUUCGAGUGCGCCUGUCCCCGGGGCUUCUACGGGUUGCGGUGUGAGGUGAGCGGGGUGACCUGUGCUGAUGGACCUUGUUUCAAUGGCGGCUUGUGUGUCGGGGGCACCGAUCCGGACUCUGCCUAUGUCUGCCACUGCCCACCGGGUUUCCAAGGCUCCAACUGUGAGAAGAGGGUGGACCGGUGCAGCCUGCAGCCCUGCCAGAAUGGCGGGCUCUGCCUGGACCUGGGCCACGCCCUGCGCUGCCGCUGCCGCGCCGGCUUCGCAGGGCCGCGCUGCGAGCACGACCUCGACGACUGCGCCGGCCGCGCCUGCGCCAACGGCGGCACCUGCGUGGAAGGCGGCGGCGCGCGCCGCUGCUCCUGCGCGCUGGGCUUCGGCGGCCGCGACUGCCGGGAGCGCGCGGACCCCUGCGCCGGGCGCCCCUGCGCUCACGGCGGCCGCUGCUACGCCCACUUCUCGGGCCUCGUUUGCGCCUGUGCGCCCGGCUACAUGGGCGCGCGGUGCGAGUUUCCCGUUCACCCCAACAGCGCGGACGCUGGCGCAGGCGCGUUGCCCGCGGCCUCGCCCGGCCUCAAGCAGGCAGAUCCCCAGCGCUUCCUUCUGCCGCCGGCUUUGGGACUGCUGGUGGCCACGGGCCUGGCCGGCGUCGCGCUCUUGCUGAUCCACCUGCGCCGCCUUAGCCCUGGCCGGGAUACUGGGUCUCGCUUGCUGACGGGGACCCCGGAGCCGUCAGUCCACGCGCUCCCUGAUGCACUCAACAACCUGAGGACGCAGGAGGGCUCCGGGGAUGGCCCGAGCUCCACCGUAGAUUGGAGUCGCCCGGAAGAUGGAGACUCUCGACCGAUUUACGUCAUAUCGGCUCCUUCCAUCUAUGCUCGGGAGGCCUGACCUGUGCCUUCUCUCUCAGUACCUGGAGACAAAGCCUGGAUAUCUUUGUUGUUCAGUGGUGCCCAAUCUCAGCCCCAGACACUCUGGAGUGCUCGCUGAAGGGGUGGCUGGGAGAACUUUACUGUUGGAAGUUGUACAUAAUGGUUAUUUAUAUCCUAUUUUUUCAUAUCUCACCAGAAGCAUCUUUAUAAAGGCUCUUAUUUUGACCAAAUA